Messenger RNA from Jatropha curcas, 1431 nucleotides. RefSeq names its product signal peptidase complex subunit 3B. Gene Ontology annotation, biological process: protein targeting to ER. Gene Ontology annotation, cellular component: membrane; signal peptidase complex. The record is from RefSeq and is a predicted model, not a curated record. Lineage: Eukaryota; Viridiplantae; Streptophyta; Magnoliopsida; Malpighiales; Euphorbiaceae.
GAACCGAAUCACCGAUAAUGCUAAUCGGGCUUGGGACGAGUUUGGGUUCCGCUAGUGAAUUUUAAGCGGGCAUCAGACCGUUGCCAACCCAACCCUUCCUUUGCCGUCAUUCAUUUCACUAUUUUUAUUUGCGAUUUGACUACUUUGCCAGUUGCCUGCCUUAUUUGUUUUGCCUAGUCCAUUAGAUUUCUUCAAGCUUCAGCGCCGGCUGUGUCUGUCAUUUGCGAUUUGUUCCAUCAGUCAUCAGUCAUCACCGUUCGUUUGGUACUCCGGCGUUGCACCUGAUAAUCUCGAAACAAAGACCUGAAGCCACAGCACAAACAUCAACAGUGACAAUACCAGAAAGACAACUACUUUCCUAGAAGCACCACUACCUGCAACAAGGUAGCAACAUUGAUUACGAGCCAAAACAACAGGAAGACUUGCAAGAACGAUAUCAGGGCAAUAAACAUGCAUUCUUUUUGGUAUAGAGCUAAUGCCUUGCUAACAUUCGCUGUCACCAUCCUCGCACUAAUGUGUGCCAUGGCUUCUCUCUCUGAUAACCUUAAUUCUCCUUCUCCCACUGCUCAAAUCCAGAUAUUAAAUAUUAAUUGGUUUCAAAAGCAGCCGCAUGGGAAUGAUGAGGUCAGCCUCACAAUAAAUAUAACAGCUGAUUUGCAGUCACUGUUUACAUGGAACACAAAGCAGGUUUUUGUAUUUAUAGCUGCAGAAUAUGAAACCCGAAAUAAUGUUUUCAACCAGGUGUCACUUUGGGAUGCUAUCAUACCAACCAAAGAGCAAGCAAAAUUUUGGGUUCAAACUGCGAACAAGUAUCGUUUUGUUGACCAGAAUAUUAUUUUUCAAUAUGCAGGGAAGCAAUCUUCGUGGUAAACAAUUCAAUUUGACUUUGCACUGGCAUGUAAUGCCUAAGACCGGCAAGAUGUUUGCUGACAAACUGGUCAUGUCUGGAUACCACUUGCCUGAGGCAUAUAGAUAGAGAUAGAUCUUUUGCAUACGUCUUUGCUGUAAAUUGAGUGAUUUGAAGUAACAGAGGAACCAUUUUUGUUAGAAACAGAAGUAACUGCAGUGAUUUGAAGCGGGAUGAUAAAGUUCUCGUCAAUUGAAAAGUUAGAAACGGAGGAACCAUUUUUGUUGAUAGAAAAUAUGUUGAGAACAGCUGCUACUGUUACUGUUUACUGAACUGAAAUUGAUGCAUGUGCUGUUAUUUUGUUAUCUUGUUAUUUUGAUAUUCUGUAUCUUUUGCUAUGAUUACAAUCUUCCAUAUCUUUGAUUAGUAGUUAGAGUUGUAAAGAUAUGAGGAGCUUAAAUUAUGUAAAAGUUUGAUGGAAAAACUUCCUGAAAUCAUGGAGGUUUGGUUAAAAAACUUCAGUUAAAAUGAUGUAUAAGUAUGAUCCAUGUUCUAGUAAACAGAGUGAACUCUUUUCUGCUCAA